CUGUACAAAGUCAUGCUAGAGGCCCUGGAUGCCAUGCUGAGGAACCUGCUGGCAGAGUCCCCAGACACAGACAGGCUCCACUACAUCUUGGAGCACAUCAACUUGUGGACCGUGUCCAGGGUGUCCCAGGAGAGAGCCAGAGCCAUCAGGAGCAGCACAGCCCUGCUGAGAUACACAGUCACCCUCCCUGAGUUUGACAUCUCAGCCGAGUUCCCGAGGCUGGGUCACCAUGUGGCACAGCUGGCCCUGUUUGUCAUUGACCCAGACAAGGACAUCAGCCGGCAGGCCAGGGAGGGGACUUACCGGCUCUACCAGCUGCUGCUCCAACAGAGGGGGCUGAGCAUAUAUGAGGCAGAAGAUCUGUGGUGCUACGACUGGCACCAGGACAGCAGGCUCCUGGCUUACAAGAACACAGCCAGGGUGGGGGAGGUCUUUGGAAAAUUCUUCUCCCACGGGCAGAAAAGAUCCUUCCUCCAGACAGCAGUGCUGGCCAUCCACGACCCCCUGCUGCGUGUCAGCCAGGCUGGGCUGGUGCUAGUCUACUCCCUCCUGGGGGAAGCCCAGAAACUGAUGGGGGACACGCACGAGGAUGUCACAGCCAAGGUGAUGUGCCAGCUCCACAUCAUCCGGCACUUGCGCCAGAUGCCCGAGGCGCUGCAAGGGCUGUACCUCAUCUGAUGCUCUUAAAGGUUCCCCUCCCAUGUUCAGCAACUCCUGCUCCCUGCUGCAGGCCCUGGGGUGUGUGACAGCCUCCCAGAUGGGUGCAAUCAGAAGCUGAGCCACCUCAAGGAACAGUGGGGACAGGUCACCUUGUCCUAGGAAACCAAGCAGUGCUAGUUCUCAAAGAGAACUGAGAGGGAAGACCCCACUCCCUCAUGGAGCUCCACUUCCCGCAGCAGGACAAACGAACCUUCAGCUCCUAGAGAACGGACUCUGACCUCCUUCUGAUCAGCAAUGGGGUUUCACCAUCCCCUCAACAAAGCUGUCAGCGGGGCUGGACUGGAUUUUAAGGAGGAGGGUAUCUAACAAGGUGGUUUGGCCUGUGGCUGCAAAGC
Molecule: messenger RNA, 1055 nt
Organism: Dermochelys coriacea (leatherback sea turtle)
Lineage: Eukaryota; Metazoa; Chordata; Testudines; Dermochelyidae
Product: maestro heat-like repeat family member 5
Exons: 8
Coding region: 13-678 (221 amino acids)
Cellular component (GO): cytoplasm
Source: RefSeq, a predicted model, not a curated record